Messenger RNA from Lytechinus variegatus (green sea urchin), 1278 nucleotides. RefSeq names its product proline rich transmembrane protein 1B-like. The transcript is spliced from 4 exons. Gene Ontology annotation, cellular component: membrane. Bases 1 to 492 code for a protein of 163 amino acids. The record is from RefSeq and is a predicted model, not a curated record. Lineage: Eukaryota; Metazoa; Echinodermata; Echinoidea; Temnopleuroida; Toxopneustidae.
AUGGAAGCGCCCCCCUACGACGAACCACCCAGCGCUCCAUACGAUAGCACUGCAAUCGGGAACAACGCCUAUGCAUACGGAAACGCCGGGUAUUCUACAGGGCCCCCAGCCCCAAGUGGUGGAGGUGUAGCUCCCCCUCCAUACCCACCUAACACUGUACCGGUGGUGCAAACGAACACUGUGCCAGUGGUGCAAACGGUCACUCUUGGGGUGCCAAUCGCUACGACUAUUCACAGACAAGGUGCCCCUCCUAUGCCUGAGAAGUAUAUAAUUCAUAAUAUCCUCGUACUCCUCUUCUGUUGUCUAUUAUUCGGAAUCAUUGGAAUCAUUAAAGGUUCGCAGGUUGAUUCUCUGUAUAUCCAUGGCCAUUAUGAAGCGGCCCAAGUUGCCUCUCUCUCUGCCAGGCGAUGGUAUCUCUGGGGUCUCUGGUUUGGUGUUAUUGUGUACGUCGUCUUUCUGGUUACGGUCUUGAUCGUUGUCUUAGCGGUGUGAGACAAGACAACGAGUCAUGAACAUACAGUCGCCUGGCCAUAUCCCAACUCUAAAGAAUACAGUGUCCCACAGUACACUGCAAAACACCGGUGUUGAUCUUAACACCAGCUCAGUAUCUUUAUCGGUUUACACCAUAGAAGCGUUGAAACAACACCAGUUAAGAAUCAAACCGAUAUUGGUUUAACACUAUGCCAGAUUGGUGUUAGCCUAACACCAAACCCCCAUGUUGUUUCAACACCUCUCCGAUGUGGACUGAUAUAGGUACCUGGCCGGUGUUAAAUUAACACCGGUAUUUUUGCAGUGUAUGUACCAUAGUGUGUGCACAGUGUGGAACACAAUGUGAAGUCAUCUUACUGUUAUAGUUGAGCACUUUAACAGUGUGAAGUCUUAUAGUCCACUACGUGAACACACCGUGUUUUUUCAGCAGGGUAUAUUCUGAAGUGGGGUUUAAUUAGAUGGUAUAAUUAACUCUAUGGACUCAAAUUAUGGAAAGCCAACAAUGUCAAAAGUUGGUUUACACUGUAUAUGAUGAAGAUACAUUUCUGUACUGUUAUAGAUUUAUAUCACAGUUGACUAUUUAUAGUUAGACCACACCUUUGGAUCAGAGUUUAAACUAACCUGAUUUUAGAAUAUGGGUCCAUGAGUCUUUAUAGGCAAGACGAUAAAACUUUAAGACUAAACAUCGCAACUUUUUAAAGACACGACUCCGAGUCUAAUUGACUCACGGCACCAAGACUUAAAGGGAUGGUCCGGGCUGAAAAUAUAUCUUAAUACAUAGAGUAGAAU